AUGGCGGGGAACGACGGGCUGCUGGUGCGCGGAGGAGGAGGAGUAGGAGGAGGUGUCGCCUCCCCGGCGCCACUCUGUGCCGUCCUGUUCCUUACCGCUUGCUUCUCCGCAGUGGUAGAGCAGCGGACCAAGGCUGGGUCAUUGGUGGGAGCCCCACUGCUCUCUUUCGGGAUUUUUUGCAUUCUCAGCAAUCUCAACCUGGUGCCAGCAACGCACUCGGUGUACGAUCUGUGCUGGUCCUUCCUCCUGCCGCUGUCACUCUCCACAAUAAUUCUUGGAAUACGCGUGGUCGCCGUGGGAGAAGAACGACGUUCCGACUUGAAUCUCCUUGGAGAAUCAAGCGGAGAACGCUCGUCUUCGCAAGGGUUGGCUGGACCGAUGGGUCGCGUGGGACUGUCUUUCCUGAUUGGAGCCGUUGGGUCCAUCGCAGGCGUGGCAGCAUCUUUCCGCGUAGCAACCACGAGCGGGGGUUGGGCUUUCUCACUACCACGUGGCACUGCAGCUCAGCUGGCUGGAGUGAUCACCGCCUCGUAUAUCGGGGGAAGCGUGAACCUUUUCGCGGUUGCGUCUUUCGUGGGAAUGGUCGGGGUCAAGCUUGCCGGGGGCUCCUCCCUCCUAGGGGCUCUGGCGGCAGCAGACAUAUUUUUGAUGAGUGUGUACUUUUCGUUUCUCGUGGCGGCGCACAAAGCUCCGUUUUUGUGCCGUCUUUUCCCUGGGCCAGGAGCCCAGCCAAGUGCGGUGUUGAAGCAACCGGACGGGAUUGGUGGAGCAAACCAACCCAAUGUUGUUGCUGCUAAACCGGGGUGGCGCGAGCUGUUUGGAUCAACUGCCGCGAACAUCACUACCCUUCUCACAAUAGGUAGUGCCAUCUGCUUCUUCGGCAACGCGGUGGCUCGCAGGUCACCCUUGCCCGGGACUUCGACGAUGGCCGUAACUCUGCUGACUGUGGGCGCUACGCGGGUUUUAAAUCGUGUAGCCCCGGGCUUUCAGGCACGUCUUUCGCGCACGGCCCCGUUCGUCGCCACGCUACUGUUGAAUGUAUUUUUUUGUUCGGUGGGCGCAUCCGGAAGGUGGGUGGAGGUCGUAGGCGUUGCACCUGCGAUUUUCAUUUUCGCGGCUCUGGCGUUAGCGGUGCACAUUGCCGUCAUGGCCGCAGGGGCGGCUGUGUUGAAUCGCUUCUUCGGAGCGGGCCUUAGUCUCGAUGACAUCACUGUUGCAAGCAACGCGAACAUUGGAGGCCCAAGCACGGCGGCUACGUUCGCUGGACUUCUCGGCAAGGAUGACCUAGUUGUGCCUGCGGCGGUUUGGGGCACGGUUGGCUACGCGAUUGCAACCACGCUCGGAGUCGGUGUUUGGACAAUCCUACGAUGA
Ectocarpus siliculosus is the source of this 1371-nucleotide messenger RNA. Lineage: Eukaryota; Phaeophyceae; Ectocarpales; Ectocarpaceae. The record is from the annotation of a GenBank genome assembly.